Molecule: messenger RNA, 5964 nt
Organism: Ascosphaera apis ARSEF 7405
Lineage: Eukaryota; Fungi; Ascomycota; Eurotiomycetes; Onygenales; Ascosphaeraceae
Source: the annotation of a GenBank genome assembly
AUGACUUCCAACAAUUUGGUAGCGGUACCACCGCCAGUUCAGACAAUGGCAAAGCACAUUGUGAAUUACUAUCACUCUAGAUCAAUCUUUUGGUCUCAGCUGUCGCCUCAAGUGCUGGCAGUGGCCUCCAUGGUCACUGGAAGGCAUGUCUCUGCACCAGAUGCAAGAGAUACUCCCACUGCAUCACCUCCUCAGGUGAGAGCAUACAAAACUCGCAAUGGAUAUGCAGAUAUUGUUGGUACUUGGCCUCCUUUGUGGGGGACAGGCAACAGGGGAGAUAUCAAUCCAGACAUAACGAUGUUUUAUACCAAAACAGCGUCCUUGCGAGAGACUCAGACUUAUAGGGAGAUUUAUACCCGUCUGGUCAUAGAGGGAGGAUUUGAUAGACCACCUCUAGGUCCCAUGAAGCUAAGGAACCUACCACCUUAUGCUGAAGGACAUGAUCCUAGCUUUAUUGCACGAUUAGCACGCUCUAGCGCAAGCGGAUCAGAGCCUCGCAGUAGUCCUCCAAGGAGUGCACACUGCAGGCCAAAUAGUAGCCAACUAGACAGGACUACUGAGGACAGGGAGCCAUUGCAAGAUGGCAUUCCAUUGCAGGAUCUCACACCAAUCGAUGUGACCAAUCCAACUACAAGGGGAAGUCCUCCUAUGCCUCACACACCUAGAAAAAGGGCUGUGCAUGAGCAUACACCCCCAGAAGACACUCCUUAUCGCAGGGGAGAGCGCCUAAAGCGCAGGUCUGAAAGAGUGGACGAGCUAGUGCUCUACAACCCACAAUAUCGAUCUCCUCCUCAGCCAGAGUCCUCUGAUACUGAGUCUAGAGAGAGUCUGCGAUUCACCAGCCCAUCAGCAUCUAUUACCGAUGGGGCAAUACCGAGUGCUGAAAUGAAUAGACUACUCGAUGAGGGAAGCAUAGGGCUCAAUGAGACUAUGCAAAAUACAAAGCUAGACGAGACUAGUCCAGCGAUACACCCCAAACCAGUCAGGAGAAGUCAAUCUAUACCUUCUGAUCCGGAAGUCCACCUUCCGCUGUGGAACCAGCUACAGACUUUUCAAGCUGACGAGUAUUCUCCACCCUGUACCUACAGAAAUGGUCUGAAUGAUCCAAUUAGAAGUGAUUCAACUAGCCGAACGCUUCCGGAUGCUCCGGCUAUCACGGAAGCUGAAAUGGAAGCAGUUUCAGCUUCUCCCAUCCAUCUCAUGCCUUCUGACAUAGAGAUGAGAGAUUUUGGUAGUGGAGGAGGUCAAACUUACCCUACCCCUCGGCUAUCCCAGGUGAGAAGAUUGCACAAGAUGCAAUUGCACGAAUCUAGACGGGUGCAGAGGCAAUUGAAGCGUUUAAAUAACGACAACGCACAGUUGAGACAAAGGAUCAUGGAGCUAGAACAUACUAGACCACCGUCAGUAUAUACUUUGUCAAGCAUAUCCUCUUGUUCAACCGCUCCUCAAAGCACUUCCAAACCAGUCUAUUCUAGAUCUCCAAUUGUACACCAAGGUACUCAACCAUCGCCGAAAAUGUCUAGUAACGUGGACAGAACCACUCAGGAUCAGACAGUCCCUCAGUCUCACCCUGAACCCUCUACUCCAGUCUAUACUGAGUCUGAUAUGACCAGACUCAAGGAGUUAUUGCAAGGUCAAAUGAAAGAAGCCCUUGAAGAACAGGUGAAAGAGAUGAAACAAACUCUUAAACCCUUUGCUGGACGAAUGGCCAAGCGGGACAGAACUCGCCCUGACCAAGCUACCAAGGGAUUGGACCCAGCCUUGAAUGACAACAUAUACCCCUCCAUUGAGGUGGACACCGAGGACAGCCAUAGUCAAGAAGGCAACAACCCGCUUCGGGUUGCCUCUAGCUAUCCACAACCGAUCGACGACGCUUUAAUGAAGGCUGAAGCAAAGGUUAAGGCCCUACAGCUUCAGCUAGAUGACGCUAAUCGUCGUGCGGAGACGGCUGCACCGGUGGCAAGGUCUCUGACUGCUGCCCCCAACUAUGGUAUCAUAGACAGGGAGAAACACAGAAAAUGGGAAGUAAAAGAAGUGGGAAUCUUUUACCCAGACGCCCCAAAAGCGUGGGGAGAAGGAGACCGCUUUUAUCACAAGGAAAUGAGAUACUACCGCGAUGUCUCUAGCUUUGCCUUUGAGGUGAGAAGCUACACCAACAGAAAUCCUCGCUCUCCCAUUGUGGAGUACCUUGAGAGACUCCUAGAAGGAACAGCCUAUGAUUGGUAUAUCCGCACUCCUAGCGAUGAGAAGCGUCUAGUCUAUACCUCAGCUCCUGAAGGUCUGGAGAUAUGGCUACAGGACCUAGAGACCAAGUUCAAAAUGGGUAUAGUGGCUGCCAGAAAGAAGUUGAGCACCAUCUCCUUCGGUCCUGCAGAGAUCCAGAAAGGACUCUCUAUAGACAGGUAUAUCUCUCAGAUUACCUAUGCUAUGAUGGCUGCAGACAGUAUGGUCUCUGAUUCCUCUGUCAUUGCCACAGCCUGGGCACAACUACAUCCUGACUACAGGAGACAAGUCUUACUCCCCACCAAAGACACCACAAUGGAAGCCUUUGUGAGCGAAUUGGAGCGUCGCCAGGUUGUUUGGGAAGAAGAUGCACAGUCAUCUACUGACCAAGACAGAACUCGUCGGUUUGGUAACAGAUAUGCCAACAGGCAAGCACUAGCAGCCUCUAAGGACGAGAUUGAUGAUGCAGAGGACAUACCAAGUUCCCACGCAUAUGCGGGAACCUCCACAGAGACCUCCGCCGAUGCUAUUAACAAGGCAUUAGAUCGGUUCUCGUCCAUGAUGGACAAGUUUGUCACUGCUGUCAGCCAGCAGAAAAGAGAGGAAGACCGAGGCCCCCGCUUUAACUACCCAGCCAAUAAUAGGCGGGAUCGCAGGAACAGACAGCGUCCAAGAGACUCUGAUCAGAAUCAAGGCAGAUCCCAACUUCCCACUGAUAAGUCUGACUUCUAUCAGCAGAGGAAUAGAGAACUCGAUGCCCAAGUAGAAAGGCGUGAGAACUCGAAGGUAGCUCACCUGGCUUCGGUCCAGGAUGACCUAGACGAUGCGACAGACAGUGAAGCGUCUGAGGAUGAUGUUGCUGAUGGGCUAGAUGCGACUAGACCUCAGAUAAUUGAAUGCGAAUAUCGUUCUCCUCAGUACCAGACUGCCAAUCGUUCAAAGAAGGCUGUUUACGCCGCAUUCCUUACUGGGUUUUCGGACCAUCAGAGAUUAGCCCUUGUUGUAGCAGACAGUGGAUGUGACUGUACCCUGAUCUCAGAAUCCUUUGUGGAAAAGUUCAUUCCCAAGGCACACAGGAUCCCUAUACCAUCAACUCCGGUCAAUGGGAUAAGCAGCGGCGUCGUUACAGCUGAAAAGGUUGUCUUUGACCUGCUAGUGCCGGCUAGACUCAAUCAAGAACCCGUCACCUGUAAGAUCAGGAUUGAGGCUCACAUAAUUCCAAAAAUGCCAGCUGGUUUGCUCAUUGGUACAGACAACAUGACUCCAGAGCGAAUGAACAUGGAUCCAGACCUUCAGAGGAUCCAGUUUAAGGGACACAAAGGUGCCUAUACACCGUUGCAACCGAUUAAGCACGAUUUUCCAGGUCCCCCUCACGCUAUUAAGGCUACACAGCCCAGAGUGCUAUUACCUGGAAAGGACUGCUUUGUUCCCUAUUGGAGAAAAGGGGUAAGACCUGGUUUCCUUCGCCCAGGCAAGGACUACCUCUUUGAACCAAAUCACCCACAGUUAUCGUUCUAUGCUGCUUUAUUGAGUAAUCAAACCCAGGUAGUCAUAGCCAGGAACUGCUCUCCUCAUGUCUAUCACUUGGAGAAGGGUGAGGUGCUUGGAACCGUGGUAGAAUUACCUCCCAUGCAUGCCAUGGUAGCAGGACAAGGUGAUCCCACCAUCGCCCUGCAGGAAGGCAAAAAGGGGGUAGAAGCAUCGCCACUCACCCCUGAAUCCGAUCAGCAGAAACACAAAUUGGCUUCUGGCGUUACACUAGCUGGGUCUAGUGAUGAAAUCGCAUAUCUAGAGGCUGUAGUAGAGGAGUUUGCACAGCUAUGGGUAAACGAUGGGACUCCCGUCGACAUCCCGAUGCGAUAUUGGAUGACAGUCCCUACCAAAAAGGGGGCAGAGUUUCCCAAAAGGGUAAGGGCCUACCCAAUGAGUCCAGAUGAGAGGGAGAUCACCAACAAGACACUUGACAAGCUCCAUGACGAAGGCAAGCUCAUUUGGAGCACAGGACACACUCCCAGUGCUUUUCCAGUCUUUGUGACCUAUAGAGAAGUAGAAAAGGAUGGCAAAAUCGUCCGCAAGCCCAGAGUGGUGGUUGACAUCAGGAAGCUCAAUGAGAUCACUGAACCUGAUGUCUAUCCAGUCCAACAGCAGGAUGACCUACUGCUGAGAAUCGCUGGAAAGAAGCAUUUAUCAGUUUUUGACGCAGCUAGCUUUUUCUAUCAAUGGUUAGUCCAUCCUGCACAUAGGCACAAGAUGUCUGUCAUCUCCCACAGAGGGCAGGAAACCUUUAAUGUGGCGAUCAUGGGCUACAUUAACAGUAUAGCCUAUGUGGCCAGACAGAUGGCCAAUAUCCUCAGAGGAUGUGAAGCCUACUGUGUAGUCUAUGUAGACGAUAUUAUCGUCUUUUCAGACUCUUACCAAGACCACCUCUCCCACCUGAGACUGAUCUUUAACAGACUGCUGGGCUAUAACAUCACCCUCAGUCCUGAGAAGACCUUCCUAGGCUUUAACAGCGUUAUUAUACUAGGACAAAAAGUCAAUUCCCUCGGUUUCCUCCGCAAAUACAUCCCACGCUUUAGUCAGAUCGUCCAGCCUCUGGAAGACUACAAGACCUUGCUGCUCAAGGGUUCACCCUCGUCUGGCGGUGCAAAGAGGAAACACUAUUUCAUCCGCAGAGAAUUGACAGAAGCAGGCACCAAGGAACUAGAGGCGUUCCGAGAACUACAAUCCAUCAUUUCAAAAGGACUGUUCUUACACCAUCAAGACACCAAGAAACCCCUCUUAAUUAAUGUGGAUGCUUCCAAGGAGUAUGGCUUCGGUGCAAUGGUCUACCAAGCAAGAGAAGACUGGGCAGGUUAUGCUACUAGUGACUUCUCGUCGCCUCCACCACGUACCAAGACAUGCCCCAUCAUGUUCUUGAGUCGAUCCUUGCAAGGAGGUGAAGCUAGAUUCCACCCGACGGAUAUGGAACUUGCUUGUAUCGUUUGGGUCCUGCGGAAGAUUAAAGUCUACGUGGAACUGUCUCCCAGAACCAUAUUUUAUACAGACCAUGCUUCCAACACCUACAUCGCACAUCAGUCUGUUCAACAGGCAUCGAUGGGAGGCUAUAACAUGAGACUCACGCUUGGUGCAGUCCUUAUCAGGUCUUUCAAAAAUGUAGAAGUCAAAUACAUUCGAGGAGAAGACAAUACUAUGGCAGAUGCCUUAAGCAGAAACCCAGGGAUAAAGGGGUAUGAUGGAAUCCCAUCAACCACAGAUCCUACAGGCUGUACACUGGAUCCACUCCCCCAGCAUGCUAUGGUGACUACUAGAGCGAAACGCUCACGACAGGUCUCUAGUUUACCCGAGACAAAUGAAAAGGAUUUGAUGGCUAGCCUUGGUAACAAUAGCAUCAAUCCCAACGAUUCCGCGGAUCCUCCAUUACCCCCGUCGCAAGACAGGCAGCAAUUGACAAUGGCGCUACCUGACGGUAUCAGGGAGAACCGAAAGCAAUCGUACACUGAGAUUCUUGUCUCAGAAAAGAUAAAGACGCGUGCUUUGGAAGGUUAUAAACACGACCCAAAGUGGACUAGAAUCAUCUCACAGCUAGAUAGCAAAGCUAAAGAUGCAGAACGCACCGGGCGCAUGAUUCCUGACGGUUCCCACACCUGCGCCUCUGUUUACCUACUAGCAUGGAACAAGAAAUCUUCGCUCUAUGUCAUACACCCAUGCACUUGGGAUAUAGGAAGGCCUUACAACGCAUGA